Molecule: messenger RNA, 3162 nt
Organism: Brassica napus (rape)
Lineage: Eukaryota; Viridiplantae; Streptophyta; Magnoliopsida; Brassicales; Brassicaceae
Product: caffeoylshikimate esterase
Exons: 12
Coding region: 157-1341 (394 amino acids)
Cellular component (GO): membrane
Molecular function (GO): lipase activity
Source: RefSeq, a predicted model, not a curated record
CAUCACUAAAGACAAAGACAAGACAUGAACCACAUAAACUCAAUAAUAAUAAUAAUUGCGUAAUCCUCACGAUCUCUUUAGAAAUCACCUUGCUCACUUUCGUGUCACCUUAUCCUUCUAAAUACAUUCUUUUUAACGAUUCUUCUUAUAUAUUUGAUGUUAAUGGCUCUGAGAUCAGCAAAGCUUUUGCUUUUCAGUCCUUUACACGAUAACCAUUGGCCGCCACUAACUUUCAUCCGGUUUGUAGAUAAGGGAAGAAGAACAGAGUGGCCAAGGAAGAGAUCGAUGGCCACGACGGCGAAGGUAGACACCGACGAUCUCCGGCGAUUCAAGGACGUUAAUCUCGACGAAGCUCCGUCUCGCCGUCACGUUCGCGAUUCCUUGAAAGAUACUCAGCUUAAUCUCGAUCAUAUCCUCUUCAAGACACCAGGAGAUGGAAUUAAGACAAAGGAGUCUUAUGAGGUGAAUUCAAGAGGAGUUGAGAUCUUCUCCAAAAGCUGGCUUCCUCAAGCUUCUAGCCCCAGAGCUUUGGUUUGUUUCUGCCAUGGUUAUGGAGACACUUGCACGUUCUUCUUCGAAGGGAUUGCAAGGAGAUUGGCAUUGUCCGGAUAUGGAGUUUUUGCUAUGGACUAUCCAGGGUUUGGUUUAUCUCAAGGCUUGCACGGAUUCAUCCCUAGCUUUGAUCUUCUUGUUGAAGAUGUCAUUGAGCAUUACUCCAACGUAAAAGAUAAUCCAGAGUUUAGUUCUCUACCUAGCUUUCUAUUUGGACAGUCAAUGGGUGGAGCCGUGUCUCUCAAAAUACAUUUCAAGCAACCAGAUGCGUGGACCGGUGCAGUUUUGGUAGCACCUAUGUGCAAAAUUGCAGAUGAUAUGGUUCCACCACCAGUGUUAAAACAGAUUCUGAUCGGUUUAGCUAACGUUCUACCGAAACACAAGCUGGUUCCACAGAAGGAUUUAGCAGAAGCAGCUUUUAGAGAUGUCAGGAAGAGAAACAUGACGCAAUACAAUGUCAUAUGUUACAGCGGCAAACCGCGUCUACGGACCGCUGUGGAAAUGCUUAGAACAACUCAGGAGAUUGAGCAACAGUUGGGAAAGGUGUCUUUACCAAUACUGAUUCUACAUGGAGAGGCUGAUACAGUGACGGAUCCAUCGGUGAGCCGAGAGCUUUACCAGAAAGCGAAAAGUUCAGACAAGAAGAUAGUUUUGUAUAAAGACGCUUAUCAUUCUCUGCUUGAAGGAGAACCAGACGAGAUGAUUCUCCGCGUCUUGGCUGAUAUCAUCUCGUGGCUUGAUGACCAUAGCUCGCAAGCUGAGGGAUCAUUAGUUACUCCUCCUAUGUAGAUUCUGAUUAUUUCUUCAGUUAUAUUGUUUACAUUGCAUUUACCUAGUGAAAAUGUAUUUUUUCCAGUGAAUUAGCAAUAAAAAUAGUAAAUUACAUGCAAUACAUUUUACAGUAGCAAAGAAUCAUAGUUAUCACUUUGCAAUCAUAUCUGCAUGUUAUAGAGAGAGAAGAGAAAAGAGUUUCGUGAAUAAAUAGGCCCAGGCCCAGUCCAAGGCCCAUAGGCUUUUAAGAAUCUAUUAACGGCCCAGAUACGAUCAACCGCGUCUACGGACCGCUGUGGAAAUGCUUAGAACAACUCAGGAGAUUGAGCAACAGUUGGGAAAGGUGUCUUUACCAAUACUGAUUCUACAUGGAGAGGCUGAUACAGUGACGGAUCCAUCGGUGAGCCGAGAGCUUUACCAGAAAGCGAAAAGUUCAGACAAGAAGAUAGUUUUGUAUAAAGACGCUUAUCAUUCUCUGCUUGAAGGAGAACCAGACGAGAUGAUUCUCCGCGUCUUGGCUGAUAUCAUCUCGUGGCUUGAUGACCAUAGCUCGCAAGCUGAGGGAUCAUUAGUUACUCCUCCUAUGUAGAUUCUGAUUAUUUCUUCAGUUAUAUUGUUUACAUUGCAUUUACCUAGUGAAAAUGUAUUUUUUUCCAGUGAAUUAGCAAUAAAAAUAGUAAAUUACAUGCAAUACAUUUUACAGUAGCAAAGAAUCAUAGUUAUCACUUUGCAAUCAUAUCUGCAUGUUAUAGAGAGAGAAGAGAAAAGAGUUUCGUGAAUAAAUAGGCCCAGGCCCAGUCCAAGGCCCAUAGGCUUUUAAGAAUCUAUUAACGGCCCAGAUACGAUCAACCGCGUCUACGGACCGCUGUGGAAAUGCUUAGAACAACUCAGGAGAUUGAGCAACAGUUGGGAAAGGUGUCUUUACCAAUACUGAUUCUACAUGGAGAGGCUGAUACAGUGACGGAUCCAUCGGUGAGCCGAGAGCUUUACCAGAAAGCGAAAAGUUCAGACAAGAAGAUAGUUUUGUAUAAAGACGCUUAUCAUUCUCUGCUUGAAGGAGAACCAGACGAGAUGAUUCUCCGCGUCUUGGCUGAUAUCAUCUCGUGGCUUGAUGACCAUAGCUCGCAAGCUGAGGGAUCAUUAGUUACUCCUCCUAUGUAGAUUCUGAUUAUUUCUUCAGUUAUAUUGUUUACAUUGCAUUUACCUAGUGAAAAUGUAUUUUUUUCCAGUGAAUUAGCAAUAAAAAUAGUAAAUUACAUGCAAUACAUUUUACAGUAGCAAAGAAUCAUAGUUAUCACUUUGCAAUCAUAUCUGCAUGUUAUAGAGAGAGAAGAGAAAAGAGUUUCGUGAAUAAAUAGGCCCAGGCCCAGUCCAAGGCCCAUAGGCUUUUAAGAAUCUAUUAACGGCCCAGAUACGAUCAACCGCGUCUACGGACCGCUGUGGAAAUGCUUAGAACAACUCAGGAGAUUGAGCAACAGUUGGGAAAGGUGUCUUUACCAAUACUGAUUCUACAUGGAGAGGCUGAUACAGUGACGGAUCCAUCGGUGAGCCGAGAGCUUUACCAGAAAGCGAAAAGUUCAGACAAGAAGAUAGUUUUGUAUAAAGACGCUUAUCAUUCUCUGCUUGAAGGAGAACCAGACGAGAUGAUUCUCCGCGUCUUGGCUGAUAUCAUCUCGUGGCUUGAUGACCAUAGCUCGCAAGCUGAGGGAUCAUUAGUUACUCCUCCUAUGUAGAUUCUGAUUAUUUCUUCAGUUAUAUUGUUUACAUUGCAUUUACCUAGUGAAAAUGUAUUUUUUUCCAGUGAAUUAGCAAUAAAAAUAGUAAAUUACAUGCAAUACA